AUGGCAAGAAGAUAUGAACCCAAUCACAGGAGCUACUUAAAUGGCCGUUUAAUAACAGGUCCAGACAAGAUGUACUUUAUAUCUGCGAUAUUACUUAUGUUCAUACCAGAGAUACCAUUCUUAGUGACUGUAUGCCCAUUGUUUGUAGAAUAUGUGACAGCAGCUAUAUAUCCUAUAUCUAUAUUCUUGUGGCUGGUAUCAUUCGUCUAUCUAUUUAUUACAUCAUACACUGAUCCAGGCAUUGUUCCACGAGGAGUGUACAACGAUCAGGAGAACCCAUUCGCAUCAGACCACAGGCAACCAUUGUACAAAACCAUAGUCAUUAGAGAAAUACAGCAUGAGGUUAAGUGGUGCGAGACAUGCAGUUUAUAUCGGCCUCCACGAGCCAAUCAUUGUGGAAUAUGUAAUAGUUGCAUAGAGCACUUUGAUCAUCAUUGCCCUUGGGUUGGCAACUGUAUUGGAAGAAGGAAUUAUAAGUUCUUUAUGUACUUCUUGAUAACACUUGGAUUCAAGUGCUGCUUCAUCAUUGGAUUCUGCAUAGCACAUAUUGUGAUCAGCGCACAUCGAGUGCGCGAGGAUCAUCCAAUGUAUAGCUCGGCCAGUGUGUUUGGACACGCCCUGAAUGCCUCGCACUACCUCUCCAUCAUACUCAUUGUAUAUGCACUUGGCGGUCUGAUGUUUGUCGGCAGUCUUGGCGGCUUCCACUGCUUCCUCAUUGCCACUGGACGCACCACCAACGAGAAGCUGAAGCGAUCCUUCAAGAAAGGCAACCCCUUCAAUCUAGGCAUCAUCAAGAACUUUAUCCAUGUAUUCUUUGCUCCACAUUAUCCAAGUUAUUACAGACAUUACAAACUCAAGGAGAGAGAGUUAGUAUCUCUUCCAUCAAAUCAGACGGCUGCUGCGGCGGCAGCAGGUGGAAGUGGUAGCGCGAUCGGUACAGGCAACACCAACAACAACAGCAGCAGUGGAAGUAGUAGCAGUAAUCGAAUGAAUUCACCAAUGGACCCAACCAGUCCAGUC
Acytostelium subglobosum LB1 is the source of this 1020-nucleotide messenger RNA. RefSeq lists its product as hypothetical. Lineage: Eukaryota; Evosea; Eumycetozoa; Acytosteliales; Acytosteliaceae. Gene Ontology annotation, biological process: protein targeting to membrane; peptidyl-L-cysteine S-palmitoylation. The transcript has 5 exons. The record is from RefSeq and is a predicted model, not a curated record. The annotation marks the transcript as partial. Gene Ontology annotation, cellular component: endoplasmic reticulum; Golgi apparatus. Gene Ontology annotation, molecular function: protein-cysteine S-palmitoyltransferase activity.